Naumovozyma dairenensis CBS 421 is the source of this 903-nucleotide messenger RNA. RefSeq names its product GTPase-activating protein SEC13 (gene SEC13). The record is from RefSeq and is a predicted model, not a curated record. The transcript has a single exon. Gene Ontology annotation, molecular function: structural molecule activity; protein binding. The coding region runs from base 1 to 903 and encodes 300 amino acids. Gene Ontology annotation, cellular component: nuclear pore outer ring; COPII vesicle coat. Lineage: Eukaryota; Fungi; Ascomycota; Saccharomycetes; Saccharomycetales; Saccharomycetaceae. Gene Ontology annotation, biological process: protein import into nucleus; COPII-coated vesicle budding; positive regulation of TOR signaling.
AUGGUGGCUAUAACGAAUGCACACAACGAAUUGAUCCAUGAUGCUGUCCUAGAUUACUACGGUAAGCGUCUAGCGACUUGUUCCUCAGAUAAAACAAUCAAAAUUUUCGAAGUAGAAGGUGAAAAUUAUAAACUCAUUGAUACUUUAAUUGGUCAUGAGGGACCAGUUUGGAGAGUUGAUUGGGCUCAUCCAAAAUUCGGUACUAUCUUAGCUUCAUGUUCAUACGAUGGGAAAGUACUCAUCUGGAAAGAGGAAAAUGGUAGAUGGUCACAAAUUGCAUCUCAUGCGGUCCAUUCAGCUUCUGUCAAUUCUAUUCAAUGGGCUCCUCAUGAAUAUGGUGCUGUUCUUUUGGCGGCAGCUUCUGAUGGGAAAGUCUCCGUAGUGGAAUUCAAAGAAAAUGGCACUUUAUCACCAAUUAUUAUCGAUGCACAUGCUAUUGGUGUAAAUUCCGCAUCUUGGGCUCCAGCUACCAUUAUUCAAGGAAAUAAUGGAGGAGAUGGUAAAAAUGUAGAUGAAUUACGAAGAUUUGUCACUGGUGGUGCUGAUAAUUUAGUUAAAGUUUGGAAAUAUAAUAAAGAAAAUAGUACAUACAUAUUGGAUGACACUUUAGAAGGUCAUUCUGAUUGGGUUAGAGAUGUUGCAUGGUCUCCAAGUGUUUUAUUACGUUCUUAUUUAGCAAGUGUUUCUCAAGAUAGAAGUUGUAUUAUUUGGACUCAAGAAGAUAAUGAAGGUCCAUGGAAGAAAACUGAAUUACAACAAGAAAAAUUCCCAGACGUCUUAUGGAGAGCAAGUUGGUCUUUAUCUGGUAAUAUUUUAGCUCUUUCUGGUGGUGAUAAUAAAGUUACUCUAUGGAAGGAAAAUCUUGAAGGUAACUGGGAAUCAGCUGGAGAAGUUGAACAAUGA